CACACACACACACACUUCCUCAUUAGUGUGCGUGUGCUUGAAGCUGUGCAUUGUGUGGUGAAGAAUGCACUUACUGCUAUGGACUGCUUUGCUUGUCUCCGGUUGCUAUGGACAGCUGGAGGUGUGUGGUCGAGCUCCCCUCAACACCAGGAUAGUCGGGGGCCAGGACGCUCCUGCAGGAAACUGGCCCUGGCAGGCCAGUCUGCACUUCGUUCUCUCUGGAGUCCUCAGCUCCUUCCUUUGUGGAGGGUCCCUCAUCAAUGAGCAGUGGGUGCUCUCAGCUGCAAGCUGUUUUAGCAGUAUAUCAUCAAGUGAUCUCGAGGUGUAUCUGGGCCGGCAGAACCAGGAGGGCAGUAACCCGAACGAAGUGAAAAGGACGGUGAGCCGGAUCAUCACUCAUCCCAGUUUCAACCCUGUCACCCGUGACAACGACAUCGCUCUGCUUCGUCUGAGUGCCCCAGUCACCUUCACCAACUUCAUCAGCCCUGUGUGUCUGGCUGCCAGUGGGAGUGUUUUCCUCAACGGGGUUGACAGCUGGGUCACUGGCUGGGGAGACGUCGCAGAGGGAGAACCCCUUCCAUCUCCUGGCACUUUAAAGGAAGUGGAGGUGGCUGUGACUGAGAACACCCAGUGCCAGUCUUUGUAUGAAGCCGUGCCAUUCACAGUCACAGACAACAUGAUCUGUGCUGGCAAACUUGCAGGAGGCAAAGACUUGUGUAAGGGAGACUCAGGAGGUCCACUGGUGAGCCAACAGGACUCUGUGUGGGUCCAGUCUGGUAUUGUUUCUUUAGAAGGUUGUGCUCAACCCAAUCCUACUGGAGUCUACACCAGGGUGUCCCGUUAUGAGAGCUGGAUCAACUCUGAGAUCAGCACUAAUCAACCAGGCUUCGUCCUGUUCACUGUCAAUUCCACUGUUCCCUCUCCUAGUGCAUCUAAAGCCCCAGAGCCCACCAGUACGUCUAUACCUCAUGGACGUUACUGCCGCCCCCGCCUAAUUGACAACAUUGCGAUUCCCAUGGUGACGGUUGUAGCCAAAGUGAACAAACCCUCGGGCCACAUUGACUUUGAUCAGCUGACACAACUCAUUACCAGAGAGAUUGACAAAUCCUCAAAGGUACAUUAUGCAGAUCCAUUAUAUCAGAAAACAAACUUUCUCCAAAUUUCUCAGAGCAAUGCCUCAGAGAGCAGAUUGGAGGUGGAAGUCCGUCAGUGGUUCCAGCUGCCUGCGAAUGGGGGCCUUCUUUGUUUCCCUGGCAACAGCACUGUCAUGAAUGUUGUGAGACAAACACUCACAUCACAGUUUGCCCAAGUUUCUAUCAUCAAUGUCACAGAUAGUCUCUGUGUUGUGGUGACUUUCGAAACCGACAUUCAGUUUGAGGAGAAACUCAGGAACCACACCAGCGAAGAGUUCAAGACACUGGAAAGGCGCAUUGUUAGAGUGAUUAAUGAUAUUUCCAGCACCAAAUAUGGAAUACGCUAUAAAAGAACUAUUGUCAUUGGAUUCAGGCCACGGCGAACAAGCAGAAGGACUAAACGAAAUGUCGCCAUGGAGACAGAGGUGGAGCUCCAGGAAGAGUUUGACUCUGUUUCCACUUCCUCCUCGACCUCAGACUCCUCCUCUCAUUUCCUGCGGUCCAGUGACGUCAUUGAAACACUGAAGACGGCUGCUGCUAAUACAAGUUUAGGCUUCACUAUGGAUGUAGAAUCCAUUGACAUCACAAAAGUGACUGUCCCUUCCAGAGCGGUGCCCUGCAUGCAGAACACCAUCGGACCCAUGGGUCUGACUGGGAUCUCUCUGCUCAUCUCAUGGACCUGGUUGGCACGCUGACCUGUCAAUCAAUCCAGCAUCCAAUCCUGUGUUAGAUUUGGAGACACAGCUGCAGCUUCCCUUCUUCUCAGUAGCACUACUUCAAGUUCUUGGUUUCCAUACGUCCUCUCUCUCCAGGCUAGUGGCUAACAUUAGCAAUACUGUCACCCCAUUAGCCACCACCACACACACCCACGCACUAUUUCAUUACCCCCCCCCUUCCCCCCAAACAUCCCAUUAGCCAG
Alosa sapidissima (American shad) is the source of this 2052-nucleotide messenger RNA. RefSeq lists its product as uncharacterized. Gene Ontology annotation, biological process: proteolysis. The transcript has 13 exons. Lineage: Eukaryota; Metazoa; Chordata; Actinopteri; Clupeiformes; Clupeidae. The record is from RefSeq and is a predicted model, not a curated record. The coding region runs from base 65 to 1828 and encodes 587 amino acids. Gene Ontology annotation, molecular function: serine-type endopeptidase activity.